This is a messenger RNA of Adineta ricciae, 1002 nucleotides long. NCBI's taxonomy places the organism in Eukaryota, Metazoa, Rotifera, Eurotatoria, Adinetida, Adinetidae. The record is from the annotation of a GenBank genome assembly.
AUGCGAUCAGUUACUUUAUUCACUGCUCAAUUCGGUGACAUUCCAUUAGAAAUCCUUGCGGCAAAAGCUCGCGAAUGGGGUUUUGACGGAUUGGAACUUGGUGGACAUCUGGAUAUUCACCGAGCUUCAACUGAUCAAACAUAUUGUCAAGAAAUCCUGUCCUUACUCGCUAAAAAUAAUCUCAAACUAUUUGCUCUAUCGGCACACUUAGUUGGUCAAGCUGUAUGUGACCACAUUGAUGAACGUCGUCAUCGACCCAUUCUGCCAGUUCAUGUAUGGGGUGAUGGUAAUCCCGAAGGCGUUAAACAACGCGCCGCCGAAGAAGUCAUUGCUGCUGCUCGUGCUGCGAGAAACUUAGGUAUUAAAAUCGUGAAUGGAUUUACAGGUUCAAGUAUUUGGCAUUUACUCUACGGUUUUCCGCCAAUUCAUCCUGAACAAAUUAAUGAAGGUUAUGAAGAUUUCGCGAAACGAUGGAAACCGAUUUUAGAUGAAUAUCAGAAAUGUGAUGUUCAAUUUGCACUCGAAGUUCAUCCAGGUGAAAUCGCGUUCGACAUUGUCAGUGCCGAACGCGCAUUGGCUGCGCUUGAUUAUCAUCCAGCGUUCGGAUUCAACUUUGAUCCAUCGCAUUUAGGCUAUCAAGGAGUUAACUAUAUCGAAUUUUUACGUCGAUUCAAAACGCGUAUAUUUCAUGUCCACAUGAAAGAUGUCGAUUUCGACUGGAAUUGUCCCUGUGAAGCAGGUGUAUUUGGCGGUCACACAAGUUUCGGUGAUCCACGCCGAUUUUUUAAUUUUCGUUCUCUUGGACGAGGAAAAAUCGAUUUCGAAAAGAUUAUUCGAACAUUGAAUCAAAUCGACUAUCAAGGUCCAUUGUCAGUCGAAUGGGAAGACGGAGAUAUGGACAGAGAAAUGGGCGCCCAAGAGUCAUUGCAAUUCGUGCGUCGAUUAGAUUUCAAACGCGGAAGUCAGCAAUUUGAUGCUGCGUUUAUUUUUCAUCGGUACUAA